ACAGAACCAGCCACACCCAGAGAUCCUGAGUUUUCUUUUUGUGUAUUUAUUGCAGGUCUGAUUUUCCACUGCUGCUGUUGUCUUCUGCUGUCCCCCUGUGGGUGUGACUCUCAGCUGACACCAUGAGUAGCGACUCGGAAAUGGAAGUGUUCGGCAUAGCCGCUCCCUUCCUCCGGAAGUCAGAAAAGGAGAGGAUCGAGGCUCAGAAUCAGCCCUUUGAUGCCAAAACCUACUGCUUUGUGGUCGACUCAAAGGAAGACUAUGCCAAGGCAAAAAUUAAGAGUACCCAGGAUGGGAAGGUCACAGUGGAAACCGAAGACAACCGGACCCUGGUGGUUAAACCAGAGGAUGUGUAUGCGAUGAACCCCCCCAAGUUCGACCGGAUCGAGGACAUGGCCAUGCUGACGCACCUGAACGAGCCAGCCGUGCUCUACAACCUUAAGGACCGCUACACCUCCUGGAUGAUCUAUACCUACUCGGGCCUCUUCUGUGUCACCGUCAACCCCUACAAGUGGCUGCCGGUGUAUAACCCUGAGGUGGUGGACGGCUACCGAGGCAAAAAGCGCCAGGAGGCCCCGCCCCACAUCUUCUCCAUCUCUGACAACGCCUAUCAGUUCAUGCUGACUGAUCGUGAAAACCAGUCCAUUCUGAUCACCGGAGAAUCCGGGGCAGGAAAGACUGUGAACACCAAAAGGGUCAUCCAGUACUUUGCAACAAUUGCAGCUACUGGAGACCUCGCCAAGAAGAAGGACUCCAAAAUGAAGGGGACUCUGGAAGACCAGAUCAUCAGUGCCAACCCGUUGCUGGAGGCCUUCGGGAAUGCCAAGACCGUGAGGAAUGACAACUCCUCCCGCUUUGGCAAGUUCAUCCGCAUCCAUUUUGGUACCACUGGGAAACUGGCCUCUGCAGAUAUUGAAACUUAUCUGCUGGAAAAAUCCAGAGUGACCUUUCAGCUGAAGGCUGAGAGAAGCUACCACAUCUUCUACCAGAUUCUUUCAAACAAGAAGCCUGAGCUCAUAGAGCUGCUGCUUAUUACAACCAACCCUUAUGACUACCCAUUCAUCAGCCAGGGGGAAAUCCUGGUGGCCAGUAUCGACGACGCCGAGGAGCUGUUGGCUACAGAUAGUGCCAUCGACAUCCUGGGCUUCACCCCAGAGGAGAAAUCUGGACUCUACAAGCUCACGGGCGCUGUGAUGCACUACGGGAACAUGAAGUUCAAGCAGAAGCAGCGAGAGGAGCAGGCGGAACCAGAUGGCACGGAAGUGGCUGACAAGACAGCCUAUCUGAUGGGCCUGAACUCUUCGGACCUCCUGAAAGCUUUGUGCUUCCCCAGAGUGAAAGUCGGGAAUGAGUAUGUUACCAAAGGUCAAACUGUGGAUCAGGUCCACCAUGCUGUGAAUGCCCUUUCCAAAUCAGUUUAUGAAAAGUUGUUCCUGUGGAUGGUCACGCGCAUUAACCAGCAACUGGAUACGAAGUUACCGAGACAACACUUCAUUGGUGUUUUGGACAUUGCGGGCUUUGAGAUCUUUGAGUAUAACAGCCUGGAGCAGCUGUGCAUCAACUUCACCAACGAGAAACUGCAACAGUUUUUCAACCACCACAUGUUCGUGCUGGAGCAGGAGGAGUACAAGAAGGAGGGCAUCGAGUGGACGUUCAUCGACUUUGGCAUGGACCUGGCUGCCUGCAUUGAGCUCAUCGAGAAGCCGAUGGGCAUCUUCUCCAUCCUGGAAGAGGAGUGCAUGUUCCCCAAGGCCACAGACACCUCCUUCAAGAACAAGCUGUAUGACCAGCACCUGGGCAAGUCCAGCAAUUUCCAGAAGCCCAAGGUGGUCAAGGGCAGGGCCGAGGCCCACUUCUCGCUGAUCCACUAUGCGGGCACCGUGGACUACAGCGUCUCAGGCUGGCUGGAGAAGAACAAGGACCCCCUGAAUGAGACGGUGGUCGGGCUGUACCAGAAGUCCUCCAACAGGCUCCUGGCACAUCUUUACGCCACCUUUGCGACAGCGGACGCUGACAGUGGAAAGAAGAAAGUUGCCAAGAAGAAGGGUUCUUCCUUCCAAACUGUCUCUGCCCUUUUCAGGGAAAAUCUGAACAAGCUGAUGUCAAAUUUAAGAACUACUCACCCUCACUUUGUGCGCUGUAUAAUUCCCAACGAAACAAAAACCCCAGGGGCUAUGGAACAUAGCCUUGUCCUGCACCAGCUGCGGUGUAACGGUGUCCUGGAAGGCAUCCGCAUCUGCAGGAAGGGAUUCCCAAAUAGGAUUCUCUACGGGGAUUUUAAACAAAGAUAUCGAGUGCUGAAUGCUAGCGCAAUCCCCGAGGGACAAUUCAUUGACAGCAAGAAAGCUUGCGAAAAGCUGUUGGCAUCCAUCGAUAUUGACCACACUCAGUACAAAUUUGGACAUACCAAGGUGUUCUUCAAGGCUGGCUUGCUGGGAACCCUAGAAGAAAUGCGGGAUGACCGCCUGGCCAAACUGAUCACCCGGACACAAGCUGUGUGCAGAGGGUUUCUCAUGCGCGUGGAAUUCCAGAAGAUGGUGCAGAGAAGGGAGUCCAUCUUCUGCAUCCAAUAUAACAUUCGCUCAUUCAUGAACGUCAAGCACUGGCCCUGGAUGAAACUCUUCUUCAAGAUCAAGCCCCUGCUCAAGAGUGCGGAGACUGAGAAGGAGAUGGCCACCAUGAAGGAGGAGUUUCAGAAAACCAAAGACGAACUCGCCAAGUCAGAGGCAAAAAGGAAGGAACUGGAGGAAAAAUUGGUGACUCUAGUUCAAGAGAAGAAUGACCUGCAACUCCAAGUACAAGCUGAAAGUGAAAACUUGUUGGAUGCGGAGGAAAGAUGCGAUCAGUUGAUAAAAGCCAAAUUCCAGCUGGAGGCCAAAAUCAAGGAGGUGACUGAGAGAGCUGAGGAUGAGGAAGAGAUCAACGCUGAGCUGACGGCCAAGAAGAGGAAACUGGAGGACGAAUGUUCAGAGCUCAAGAAGGACAUUGAUGACCUUGAGCUGACACUGGCCAAGGUUGAAAAGGAGAAACAUGCCACAGAGAACAAGGUUAAAAACCUUACUGAGGAACUCGCCGGAUUGGAUGAAACAAUUGCAAAGUUAACCAGGGAAAAGAAGGCCCUCCAAGAGGCCCACCAGCAGACCCUAGAUGACCUCCAAGCUGAAGAAGACAAAGUCAAUUCUUUGAGCAAAAUCAAGAGCAAACUGGAACAGCAAGUUGAUGAUCUGGAGAGCUCCCUGGAGCAAGAAAAGAAGCUCCGUGUAGAGCUGGAAAGGAACAAAAGGAAGCUUGAGGGAGACCUGAAGCUUGCCCAGGAGUCCAUAUUAGACCUGGAGAAUGACAAGCAACAGCUGGAUGAAAGGCUCAAGAAGAAGGAUUUUGAACACAGUCAACUGCAAAGCAAAGUGGAAGAUGAGCAGACUCUGGGCCUCCAGUUUCAGAAGAAAAUCAAAGAGCUACAGGCUCGCAUUGAAGAGCUGGAAGAAGAGAUUGAGGCAGAGAGGGCGACCCGCGCCAAGACAGAGAAGCAGCGCAGUGACUAUGCCCGCGAGCUGGAGGAGCUGAGCGAGAGGCUGGAGGAGGCGGGAGGCGUCACCUCCACGCAGAUAGAACUGAACAAGAAGCGGGAGGCCGAGUUCCUGAAACUGCGCAGGGACCUGGAGGAGGCCACGCUGCAGCAUGAAGCCACGGUGGCCGCUCUGCGGAAGAAGCACGCGGACAGCACAGCUGAGCUCGGGGAGCAGAUAGACAACCUGCAGAGGGUCAAGCAGAAGCUGGAGAAAGAGAAGAGCGAGUUCAAGCUGGAGAUCGACGACCUCUCCAGCAACGUGGAGAGUGUGUCGAAAUCUAAGGCAAAUCUGGAAAAAAUAUGCCGCACUCUGGAGGAUCAGUUAAGUGAGGCCAGGGGCAAGAACGAGGAAAUUCAGAGGAGCAUGAGUGAGCUGACCACACAGAAGUCUCGUCUGCAGACCGAGGCUGGCGAGCUGAGUCGUCAACUGGAAGAAAAGGAAAGCAUCGUAUCCCAACUUUCCAGGAGCAAGCAAGCAUUUACCCAACAAAUAGAAGAGCUCAAAAGGCAGUUGGAGGAAGAGAGUAAGGCCAAGAGUGCCCUGGCCCACGCCCUGCAGUCUUCCCGCCAUGACUGUGACCUCCUGCGGGAACAGUACGAGGAGGAGCAGGAAGGCAAGGCCGAGCUGCAGAGGGCGCUGUCCAAGGCCAACAGCGAGGUUGCCCAGUGGAGGACCAAGUACGAGACGGACGCCAUCCAGCGCACGGAGGAGCUGGAGGAGGCCAAGAAAAAACUUGCUCAGCGCCUUCAAGAUUCUGAGGAACAGGUUGAGGCAGUGAAUGCUAAAUGUGCCUCCUUGGAGAAGACCAAGCAGAGGCUGCAAGGGGAGGUCGAGGAUCUGAUGGUUGAUGUUGAAAGAGCCAACUCCCUGGCUGCUGCUCUGGACAAGAAACAGAGGAACUUUGACAAGGUGCUCGCCGAAUGGAAGACAAAGUGUGAGGAGAGCCAGGCAGAGCUGGAGUCGUCUCUGAAGGAAUCCCGCUCCUUGAGCACCGAGCUCUUCAAACUGAAAAAUGCCUACGAAGAGGCCUUAGAUCAACUUGAAACCGUGAAACGAGAAAAUAAGAAUUUAGAGCAGGAGAUAGCCGAUCUCACAGAACAAAUUGCUGAAAAUGGUAAAACCAUCCAUGAACUGGAGAAAUCAAGAAAGCAGAUCGAGCUGGAAAAGGCUGACAUCCAGCUGGCUCUUGAGGAAGCAGAGGCUGCCCUUGAGCAUGAAGAGGCCAAGAUCCUCAGAAUCCAGCUUGAACUGACACAAGUGAAAUCAGAAAUCGAUAGAAAGAUGGUGGAGAAAGAUGAAGAGAUCGAGCAGCUGAAGAGGAACUACCAGAGGACAGUGGAAACGAUGCAGAGCGCCCUGGACGCAGAAGUGCGGAGCAGGAACGAGGCCAUCAGGAUCAAGAAGAAGAUGGAGGGGGAUCUGAAUGAAAUCGAGAUCCAGCUGAGCCACGCCAACCGCCAGGCUGCAGAGACCCUCAAGCACCUCCGGAGUGUCCAGGGACAGCUGAAGGACACCCAGCUGCACCUGGAUGACGCUCUCCGGGGCCAGGAGGACCUGAAGGAGCAGCUGGCCAUCGUGGAGCGCAGAGCCAACCUGCUGCAGGCCGAGGUGGAGGAGCUGCGGGCCUCUCUGGAGCAGACCGAGAGAGCCCGGAAACUGGCCGAGCAGGAGCUCCUGGAUUCCAACGAGAGGGUGCAGCUGCUGCACACCCAGAACACCAGCCUCAUCCACACCAAGAAGAAGCUAGAGACAGACGUCACGCAGCUCCAGAGCGAGGUAGAAGAUGCCAGCAGGGAUGCAAGGAAUGCUGAAGAGAAAGCAAAGAAGGCCAUCACGGACGCGGCCAUGAUGGCUGAGGAGCUGAAGAAGGAGCAGGACACCAGCGCCCACCUGGAGCGGAUGAAGAAGAACCUGGAGCAGACGGUGAAGGACCUGCAGCAGCGUCUGGAUGAGGCCGAGCAGCUGGCCCUGAAGGGUGGGAAGAAGCAGAUCCAGAAACUGGAGACCCGGAUCCGAGAGCUGGAGUUUGAGCUGGAAGGGGAGCAGAAGAAGAACACUGAGUCUGUCAAGGGCCUGAGGAAAUAUGAGCGGCGGGUCAAGGAGUUAACUUACCAGAGUGAAGAGGACAGGAAGAACGUGCUGAGACUACAGGACCUGGUGGACAAACUGCAAGUGAAGGUCAAGUCCUACAAGAGGCAGGCCGAGGAGGCUGAUGAACAAGCCAACGCUCAUCUCACCAAAUUCCGAAAAGCUCAACAUGAGCUGGAGGAGGCAGAAGAACGUGCCGAUAUUGCAGAAUCUCAAGUCAAUAAGCUUCGCGCUAAGACCCGAGACUUCACCUCCAGCAGGAUGGUGGUCCAUGAGAGCGAAGAGUGAGCGAUGCUCUUGAGCAGGACAGAAGAUAUGCACAAUGUAUAUUUUCAUGGUUCCUGACCAUUAUACUUAAUUUCCAUGUGACCGCUUUUCACAUGCAAUAAACUUGGUUUUCAACUUGG
Equus caballus (horse) is the source of this 6064-nucleotide messenger RNA. RefSeq names its product myosin heavy chain 3 (gene MYH3). Gene Ontology annotation, molecular function: actin filament binding; ATP binding; microfilament motor activity. NCBI's taxonomy places the organism in Eukaryota, Metazoa, Chordata, Mammalia, Perissodactyla, Equidae. Gene Ontology annotation, cellular component: cytoplasm; myosin filament; myosin II complex. The record is from RefSeq and is a predicted model, not a curated record. Gene Ontology annotation, biological process: muscle contraction.